This is a messenger RNA of Nymphalis io (European peacock), 913 nucleotides long. RefSeq names its product charged multivesicular body protein 1b (gene Chmp1). Gene Ontology annotation, cellular component: ESCRT III complex; multivesicular body. Gene Ontology annotation, biological process: late endosome to vacuole transport; protein transport; endosome transport via multivesicular body sorting pathway. Lineage: Eukaryota; Metazoa; Arthropoda; Insecta; Lepidoptera; Nymphalidae. The coding region runs from base 165 to 773 and encodes 202 amino acids. The record is from RefSeq and is a predicted model, not a curated record. The transcript has 4 exons.
UACCAUAGUAAUUUGUUGUUCCUGCAUGAUUGUUGCGUAUUGUGACUCAUCUUGAUUGCAUUUAGUUUUAUUUUUUUAAUAUCCACUAUAAUUUCUAGUAAAGAGGCUUAAGCCUGUGUGUUUUUGUAAAUUGUUAUAAAUAAGCCGUCAAACUGGGUAACGAAAUGUCAUCGUCUGCGAUGGAGAAGCAUCUGUUUAAUUUAAAAUUUGCUGUGAAAGAAUUAGAAAGGAAUUCCAAAAAAUGUGAAAAAGAGGAAAAGUUAGAAAAAGAGAAAGCAAAGAAGGCUAUUCAGAAAGGGAACAUGGAAGUUGCUCGCAUUCAUGCUGAGAAUGCAAUACGACAAAAAAAUCAGGCCAUUAAUUACUUACGUAUGUCUGCUAGAGUUGAUGCUGUGUCCAGUAGAGUCCAGACAGCUCUUACAACAAGAAAGGUGACAACUUCAAUGGCUGGGGUUGUUAAAGCAAUGGAUGCAGCAAUGAAAUCAAUGAAUCUCGAGAAAAUAUCUAAUCUAAUGGAUAAAUUUGAAAGUCAGUUUGAAGAUUUAGAUGUCCAGUCAUCAUACAUGGAGAACACAAUGUCACAAACUACUACAACAACUGUACCACAGGGUGAUGUUGAUAACCUCUUACAACAGGUUGCUGAUGAGGCCGGUUUGGAACUAAACAUGGAGCUACCAUCAGGAGUGCCUAGUGCCUCGGUAGGUACUGCAACAGUGUCUCAGGAACAAGAUGAACUCACCCAAAGACUUGCAAGACUGAGACAAGCUGAAUAACAAAGUGAUGUACAGUGUCUAUAAGUUUUUAUUGCUGGUGUUAAGAUUAUUUAUAAAAAACAUGUUAUAUAUUGUACAAUUAAAAAUGAUUAGGGGCUGUUCUUAUAAAUACAUUUUCUAAUAUUCUGUACUUCUUACAA